GUAAGAGUGAGUAAGAGAGAGAGAGAGAGUUACUCAGGUCACGAUUGAGUUCGCAGAGAGUGAGUGAACCCGGAGGAGGAAAGGAAGCCAUUUUUGGUUCCCGUCAGAGAGAAAGUAUCAUGAUCUUCCAUGACUGAAAGGAACGAAGGAAAAUAACCAGCGUGAAGAUGAUGAGAAGCAGAAGGUUACAAAACAUAAAAACCAGAAAGGUGUUGCCUCCGUGUGAUUCUACCAAGAAAGAGUUCUAAGAUCCUCUUUAGGAAUAACAGUGAUUUUUCUUUCAACUAUUCAAAAAUACUGUAAUUGGUUCUAUCAGAAUCGAAACCUGAGUUCAAGCAAUGAAUUUCUUGCAUAGUCCUAAACACAGGUUCCUCUCACCCUUUACCCUCUUCAUCCAACGCCGAUGGAAGAAACCCACCGUUUCCGCCCAAACCCGUUUGGAGGACAGAGUACGAGACCCCCACUUGGACAAACUCAUGACUCACCUCAAAAGACUCUACCUUGUCCUCGAAAUCCACCACCUCAUGUCCACACGCAAGCGCGCUCCCUUCGUCUCCCUCACCCUCAUGUCCCGCUGGAGAAACAUCCUCGGACUCAAUGUCCCUGUGGGCUCCUUCCUCCACAAAUCUCACGUGUUCCACGUGUUUGUCCACCCUUUCAGGAGGAACACGUGCUGCAGGGUCACGAAAAAGAUGAAAGAGUUGAUCUUGCUUGAAGGGGUGGUGGUGAGGCAGCAGGAGAUGGAGGCUGUGAAGAGGGUGAAGAAGCUGCUGCUGAUGUCUGUGAAUGGCACUCUUCGUUUGCACGCUUUGAGGAUGAUCAGGAGAGAACUGGGUCUCCCUGAGGAUAUCAGAGACUCCAUUCUUGGGAAAUUCAGUGGGGAUUUUAAAUUGGUUGGUUUGGAGGUUGUGGAAUUGGUUGACUGGGAUGCAGAAUUGGGAUUGGCUGAAGUUGAGCAAUGGAGUGAAAAGUACACAGAGAAGUGGUUGAGUGAGUUUGAGACCAAGUUUGCAUUUCCCAUUGGUUUCCCAACUGGGUUUAAGAUUGAGAGAGGGUUUAGAGAGAGGUUGAAGAAUUGGCAGAGGCUUUCAUACACUAAGCCUUAUGAACGGAAGGAGGUUGUUAGGGUGAGGACAUGUGGUGGGAUUGAACGGUAUGAGAAGAGGGUUGUGGCUGUUCUUCAUGAGCUAUUGAGCUUGACUGUGGAGAAAAUGGUUGAGGUUGAUCAAUUAGUUCAUUUUCGUAGAGACUUAGGUAUUGAAGUUAAUGUGCGUGAAUUGCUGCUAAGGCACCCUGGUAUAUUUUACAUAUCAACUAAAGGGAAGACUCUAAUUGUUUUUCUUAGGGAAGCAUAUCGUAAAGGGGGUUUGAUUGAACCGAAUCCCGUGUAUGAGGCACGUAGGAAUAUGUUGGAUCUUGUUCUGUUAGGCUGUAGGAAAACCAGAAAAUUGUUGGUUGGUGAUGAGGCUAAGGAAGAGAGUAAUGUUGUAGUAUGUGAAAGGAAUGAGGAAGGUGAAAGACAAGGAGAUUGGGUGAUUCCUUUCUUGGAGAACUGUGAGGAGAGUAGAUCCCCUUGAUGCUGUGUGUAAAGGUAGCAGAUGUAGGAUAUUUGAAGAGAUUAUGAAAAUGGUUUCAGGAUUUGGAGUUCAUUGCCUUCGGCUUCUAUUUCCUUGAGCAGUGUUUCAUUUGCAUUCUACUGAUCUCCUUCGAUUUUUCAUGUGGUAGCUAGAUGAAACAUACUACAAUGGUUGACAAAUAAGCACCUUUAUGUUAAAUACGUGCAAUAUCUUUACUCCAUGUGUUGUCUUUGGUUGCUAUACUAACUCAAACUUGUAGAAUUAAAGGAUUAUAAAUUAAUGAUGUUCAGUUGUCUUUCCUGUUGUAUUUGUUAUAGGAAAUUACUUCUAUUUACUUAAUAUUUAUUAAUUCAUUGCUUUCGACUCCAAAUGGAAAAUGAAAACCGAGAAGAUUAUUAAGGGGUGAGAUGGAAGAGAUGUAGGCAUAGAGAAAUCUGAAGUCUAAGUAGUGCAAUGUUACUGCUAUUUACCUUCCAAUUAAAAGCAAACAUGGUUAGACCGGCUAUGUCAUUUGCUCAAGACUGGUAUAAAUUUAUUAACAGAGCUGACAGACUACUACACUACUGUCACACAGACUGAUAGAGUCCUUAAGAUGAUAUAUGCUUGCAAGUUGCAAUAUGUUAUGCUCUGAAAUCAACAAGAACUGGUCUGGUUGACGCCAUACUUUCUGCCCCUGUCUUAGAAGUAAAUUGAUUUUUUUUUUUUUAAUUUUGUUUCUGAAAUUUAUCUCUUGCCUUUGGCAUUUUGGGUCUAUCCUCAUUGCUAAUGUUAUCAAGCUUUAUUUGUCAUUACUUUUUAUAUGGAUUCUAAAAGGAUUACUUUUUUGGUCAAUCCUUAAUUUACUUCUUGUAGCAUUGCGUGCCUAUGCUUUUCAUUCAUAUAUGUUAAUUUUGUUAAUAAAUUUAAUCUUAUUUUCUACAGCAUGCAAUAGAUCAAGUGCAGUCACUGGACUUGAAGAGGACAUUAGUCUUUACUUUUCUCGGUUUUGCUUUAAUGGGUCCAACAUUAUAUUUUUGGUAAUUCCCUAAAACCUAUGUUGGUAUCUCUGAAAGUAAACUCUUUGUAUAGCCUAAUAAGUAUGAAUUUGUGACCGUAUUUUACAUAAUAUAAUGACACAACCCAACAACAGUAGCAAUAAGAGCAAUAUGUUGUUAGGUCCUUGGUUUAGGUUUUCUUAAUAAUGUUGAUAAUAUUUAUUCAUUACCUAAUGAAUAUUAUUAGAAGAAUCAUGAAGAUUGAUUUCUAAUAUUUGUGGGCUCUAUCUUUAGGAAAUUUUCUGCCAUGGUCACAUGAGUUUGGAUGAAGGCUGAACGAUUUGUCAAGUCUGUCUCAUUCCAUUGCUCUUCCUGACAUUUUUUUUAGGUAUUUGUAUCUUGAGUAAAUUGGUGAGCAUCAGAUGCAUUUUUCCUGCUUGUACUAAGAUAUUUCUAUUGGUCCUCCAAUACACUCCCUGUCGCCACAUUGUGUCAUUAUUAAUUAAUUUUGUGCUUCUGUGUGAUAGUUUAAUUUUGAAUGUUAUGAAAUAUUUUCGUAGUUCUUAUUUUCUCCCAUAUUCAUUGGAGAUUUUUUUACCUACAUUGGUGACACUUGAGGGAAAUCCAUCACAAGCUGUAACCCAAGCUAAAACAGGUGUGUUUAAGUUACUCGCUUUUGUUAAAACGUAUUCAAAGAGUGGUUAUCAAUGUUGUCAUGUUUAUUAGUGUAUAUUCAUCUACCAAUUUCAUUUUGUAGGAGUGGUUCUCUACAGUUCAAGCAAACUGGAAGUUGUGGAUACCUUUUCAAUUUCUCAACACAACAAUUUCAGGUCCUUGCUGCUAAUGUUAUUGCUUUGGCUUGGAUGUCAUUCUCUCAUUUAAGGCACACAAAGAGGUUCUUCCAAAAUAGCUGAUGCGGCGUUGCCCACCAUGAUCUUGUUGGCAAAGGAGAGCUCCAACGAAAACUCACUCACAGUGAUCCUGCCGUGAUGCAAUCGCUGCCCACCGUUGUCGUCGAAUGAGCUCCAACGAAAACCCACGGUGACUCUGCCCUAGCCCUACCGUGACGCGUGACUGCUGCCACCGUGACUCUGUUGACAAAGGAGAGUUCCAACGGUGACCCUGCUCUGACCCUUGUCGUUGUUGCUGUAUACUGUCGAGGAGCCUGUCUUGUUCACUGCCAUACCGACCGUCGAGGUAAGUAAUGAUUCGAUUAUUGUGUUCGAGCUUUCUCUCUUUGCCUCCCCCCUCUCUGUGUUGUCUCUACCUCUCUGUCAUGUCUCUGCCUCUAUGUGCUGCUGCCUUACAUGUAUAUGGUUUUGUUUGAUCUCUGCAUAAUCAUAAUCCUGU
Molecule: messenger RNA, 3901 nt
Organism: Vigna umbellata (rice bean)
Lineage: Eukaryota; Viridiplantae; Streptophyta; Magnoliopsida; Fabales; Fabaceae
Source: RefSeq, a predicted model, not a curated record